CUUUCACUCUCAUCACAAUGCCCAAAUAAACUCUUAACAAUAUCUUCGACUUUAGCUUAACUUUCUCACCACUUGUCACGCAAUUUCCUUUCGCCUACCCAAUUCCCCCUUUAUAAACCCUCAGUCACUCUUUUUUAGCUCACAAUUUAGUCCCCAAAGCUUCAAAAACUUCUACUUUUCUCUAUUGUUUGAUUAUGGCUUUAGAAGCUAUUAACUCUCCAACCUCAGCCACCGCUCCUUUCCGCUUCGAUGAUACUAAUUUACACUGCCUUGAAUCCUUUACUAAGCGUAAGCGUUCAAAACGACCACGUCAUCUCGACCAUGUUACCGCCGAGGAAGAAUAUUUAGCUCUGUGUCUUAUCAUGCUAGCACGCGGCGGUGGCCAACGAUUUCCAUCUCCAACCACCAUGCCGGAACCCACCUCGACGGAGGAGCAGAAACCGAGUUACAAGUGCAGUAUCUGUAACAAGGCGUUUAACUCUUACCAGGCUUUGGGUGGACAUAAAGCCAGCCACCGUAAGCUUUCCGGUGGGAACGACGAUCAGACGACAUCGGCGACCGGGACAGCCGGUGGGGUUGUUACAUCAUCCGGCGGGAAGUCACAUGAGUGUUCCAUCUGCCAUAAAAGCUUCCCUACGGGUCAGGCCUUGGGAGGCCAUAAAAGAUGCCACUACGAAGGUGGAACGGGUAAUAAUAACGCCGGCGCCACUGCCACCGCUAGCAGCGUGACGGUAUCUGAAGGAGUGGGGUCAACCAACACAAACACCAAUACCCAUAUCAGUAACCGGGAUUUCGACCUCAACAUGCCGGCUUUACCGGAAUUCUCGCCAGCUAAUUUCUUUGUUUCUGCCGCCGGUGAUGAUGAAGUGCAAAGCCCACACCCUGCUAAGAAGCCAUGUUUAUCGAUACCACCCAAAAUCGAAGUCAACUAAACAAUUUAAAACCCUCUUUUUAGUUUUAGAUAACAAUUCCAUGAAUUUCUGUUGUUUUUUUUUUUUUUGGUGAGACGAUUUUUUCCUGUACAUAGAGCUUUGAACAAUUCUUCAGUCUACUGUUUUUUUUAAUUAAUUAAUUAGUCGGCUCAAUUCAAUUAAA
Messenger RNA from Gossypium arboreum, 1095 nucleotides. RefSeq names its product zinc finger protein ZAT10-like. Bases 195 to 932 code for a protein of 245 amino acids. Gene Ontology annotation, molecular function: DNA-binding transcription factor activity. The transcript has a single exon. The record is from RefSeq and is a predicted model, not a curated record. Lineage: Eukaryota; Viridiplantae; Streptophyta; Magnoliopsida; Malvales; Malvaceae.